CCUUUAAGGUCAACAGUUCACGGUCGUUUAUGUUUGCACAGUGCAAAUUUCCUUUCAAGAAUUUGACAAAUGUUUCUUGCCUAAGAUAAAAUGCUUUAAUUAACUUGAGCCAUAUAAAAUGUGUCUGUGGCAUCCACAGCUGAGCCACUGCACAGUCUAGAGUUUCUGUUCUGAUGGCCAAAUUUUUCUGACUUGUGCAACUUUGGUCUGACCCAGACACAUCAAGGCCACACUGUACCAGUACAGGCACUAAACCCACAGUGAAGUUCCAGGGUCUUAGUCCAGGUUGGUGAAUAGAGCUACAAUAUUAGGCCCUGAAUUGAAAAAAAGGAAAAAAAAAUCACAAGGUCAUUGAAGUCUUUUAGUAACAAAACAAGCAGUCCAAAAUAGCCCUCAGGGUGUCAUAAGAAUGUCCAGACAUAUAAUUAUGUUGCAUCUCUCUACCAACCUCUGCUUGAAAAGAACAUUGUAAAUAAUGAACAAAUUCUUUAGAAACCACUGAACCACCUCACUGCCACUAUUUGUUUGCCUUUGCAAAUUCAGUGUCAUAUCUCUUGUCCCAUGCUCUUGUGGGUACGUACUCCAUUUCCCACCACCUUUGUUAGUACAGUGUACAACAUAAACACAAUUGCCAAGGAUUUAAAGCCUAGUAACAGUGACUGCUAAUGCCUUAACGUCUUUCUGGUCUCACAAUAUCUCAUUCGUUUGACUUGACUUGUGAAUGAGCCCCUUUGCUGUGAGCAUAGAGCAAAGAAUCCAUGCACAUCAAUACUCAUUGAUGUGCAUUGUAUCCAACAGCAAAGAGCCCAUUUUGUAAGGCAACAGUCACCCACAGUGUGCGCACACUCCAUGCAGAAUGGACAAAAUGCAGCUGGGAAAUGGGACAUUGCUAGUAGGCCUACUGCUUUGGGCAGUGUGCUUUGUCCAGUUAGUUUCAGCAGGAGUUGUGAUUAGCGAGUUGAACGCUGACAGUCUAACCCGAAUAGACACUCGGGAAUUUAUUGAGCUCUACAAUAGUGGUGACAGCCAGGUAUCGUUAGCUGACUAUGUUAUCGUACUGUAUGAUGGUUCUACUAAUGCCGCAUAUGCUGUCAUACCACUGCAAGACAGGACUCUGUGGCCAAAUACCUACUUUGUGAUUGGCUCUAGUUUUGUCAGUCCUGUACCAGACCAGACGUUCAGUUCCAGCAUUGACAUCUUGCAGAACGGUGUGGAUGCUGUCGCAUUGUAUCACGGCAGUUCAAGCCUGUUCACUGCGAACAUGUCUGUCACCGCUGACAGGUUGGUGGAUGCCGUAGUGUACGAUAACAGAGGAAGGGACAGUAGUUUUCUUCUCGAUGUCUUGACACCUGGCCAGCAGGUUCUUGAUGAGAUGCGCCAACACCUGAGGAGAGAGGACGAAUCCCUAAGCAGGUGUGGUGGAACAGACCCUCUGACACUGUCCCAGUUCCGGCUGACCCCAAUCACCCCAGGUGGUCCCAACAACUGCACGGCAGAUGAGACCCCGAUAGUGAUGCCUACCAUUCCAGGGGGAUUCCCCAAUCUCCCGUCCUUCCCACCAGACAUGGCCAACAUCUACCCAGACAUUGCCAUCAACGAGUUCAGUGUUGACCAGGGCUCCGGCCAAUUCAUCGAGCUGUACGACGGCGGUGUCGGCGGGAUAGUCUUGGAUGGCUUGAUCGUCGUAACCUACCGUGGGAGGAAUGAAGCAUCGUACCGUAGCCCCAUCGUCCUGGAUGGUCAAAUGACUGACGAAAAUGGCUACUUCCUGAUCGGCCAGGCCAGUCAACAACCUCAGUUUGAGCUCAGGUGGAAUCUUCAGACAAACAGACCUCCCAAUGCCAUUGCUUUGUACUUUGAUGACCCCAGCAAGUUUGAACGCAAUACCCCUGUAACUGGGGUUAAUUUAGUCGAUGCAGUCGUCUAUGGUGAUGCCUCGAACCCAGAGGACAGUGCCCUUGUUAACAUUCUCUCCCCUGGUCGCCAGCCUCUCGUUCAACCAGCAAACCAAGUCAAUACAUCCUUGAGUCGAUGUAGAUCAUCUGAGCGUCUCCGUUUGGAAGCCUUCACCAGUAGUAUUCAAACCCCGGGUGGGGAUAACAUGUGUACCCUCCCAGAUAUUGUUAUCAAUGAAGUCAAUGUGGCCACUGAAAAUGCACAGACCAAUCAGUUUAUUGAGAUCUUCGAUGGUGGAAUUGGUCAGCAACCCCUCGAUGGCAUUGCUCUCGUCCUUUACAACGGAAGAACCUCCCUCUCCUAUCAAGCAAUUGACCUGACGGGCUAUAGUACUAAUGUCCAAGGAUUUUGCGUGGUUGGAUGGAUGAACGGCACUAAUGUUGACAUCGGUCUAGAAUUUGACGUCAACGUCGGUUUUCUUCAACCGGGACCUGACGCCAUUGCUCUCCAUUUGAGCCCACCUCAGCGUUUCAGGAAAGGAAGCUUUGCCACUAACUACAAUCUGAUCGAUGCUGUUGUGUACGGGGAAGGCCCCGCUCUGGAUCUGCUUCAUGUGCUCCUUCCGCAUCAACCCAUCCUGAACGAAGAAGGAAGCAGCACCUCGUCAGGGGACCGGUCCAUCAGUCGGUGCUCUUGCUGCCAACGGUUGGACUCAAGGUCUUUCGGAGUGGGCCAAGCUUCGCCGGGAGCCAUCAAUGCAGAUUGCCUACAGAACAACGUGACACACGUCGAAACCAUCGACCACUACAUGGAUCUACUUCGCCUGAAUGAGAUUCGGAUCGUCCAGCCCGGACUGCCUCAGGGAGAUUUUGUGGAACUCUACGAUGGUGGAUUCGGUCAAAUCCCCCUGGAUAACAUGGUGCUUGUCCUCUACAGAACCCAAGGAGAAAGCUCCUACAGAGCCAUUGAUUUGCACAACUACCAGACUGAUGCCGAUGGAUUCUUUGUGAUUGGUCCCUCUUCCAUCCAGUCGUCACGGUUACUGAUCAGCGAGAUCCAUUGGUUUGAUGGUAACACCGGUGCAGUGGCCAUAUACAAGGGUUCGUCGGCAGAUUUUCCCGACGGUACUCUGGCCACUUCUGCCAAUCUGAUAGAUGCCGUGGUCUAUGGGGAUAGCAACUUGUUGCUGUUAGAUCUCCUCACCCCGGGCCAGAGUGAGGUGAAGUACACGGUCGCUGCAGGAGAAACAGCAAUCCUUCGGUGCUACUCAAGAAAUGCGUUUGAGGUCCUGGCGUACGCUGAGGGCCCUCCUUCCCCGGGGAUGACCAACGUCUGCCCUCCACCUCCCAUCGUCAUCAAUGAGGUCAACAUCCUGGACAUGUCUGAGGCCGUUGGCCAGUACGUGGAGUUGUCCAGUGGUGGGAUCCCCCAGUUCCCCCUUAACGAUCUGCUUCUGUUUUUUUGGAGGGGAAACCCUAAUAGGAACCCGCGGUUGUACAAUACCGUGAGCAUCAGAAGUGCGCACACAGACAAAAAUGGCUUCUACCUCAUCGGCUACCGUGGACUGACCUCCCCCCGUCCAGACCAGACCCCCUUCCGAGUCCCCACGGGCAAGAUUAGAGAGGGCAGCAACGGCAUCUCACUGCACCGAGGACUGAAGAGUGCAGAUCACCCCAAGAAUUCGCCCCCGACAACCGAGGGUCUCGUGGACGUCAUCAUCCACGGUACGGACGAUGCCCAGACUGCUCAGCACCUGAUUGAGUAUUUCCGGCCCCACGCCCCCCGGUUCCAAAUCAACGAGGACGCCUCGUGGAGCCAUCGAGAUGAGUCAGUCAACCGCUGCGUGGACAGCCAGAACAACACGGUCUACCAGCUGGCCCACAUCACCCCCAAGGCACCCAAUCACUGCCCAAGUAGACCGGAUGCCGGCCUGAUCAUUAACGAACUGAACUUGAUACCGUCAGAGCAGUUUAUUGAGCUGUGGGAUCUUGGCGCUGGCUUCACUUCCCUCGAUGAUUUUGUGGUGGUGCUAUAUGGAGAAGGUGACGCCUCCUAUUGGACCAUACCACUGACUGGAUUCUCCACAGACAGCAUGGGUUACUUCAUCAUGGGGACCAUAAACGUACUGCCUAAGGCCCAGUUCUUGUUUGCCGAUGGGUUCAUGCGGCACAUGUACGGAGCUGUGGCAUUGUAUAGAGCAUCCACGGCAGCCUCAUUUCCAGAGAGUGGUCCGCCUUCAUCCCAGGGCCUGAUUGACGCUGUUGUCUACACAGACCUGAACAGUAAGCCCACGGGGCUAACCAACGUACUGACACCAAGCACAGCCUCAGGCUUUGAUUCCAGGACACUCCAGAUGUCUGGCUUCUCCUUGAGUCGCUGUCUGUCGCCCAGUCUACGUUCCCGUCGGCCGUUUGUCCUCCGGCCCCACACCCCGAGGAGCCUCAACGACUGCCCCACUUACUCCAACGAUGUCAUCAUCAACGAGGUCAACGUGGAGCACCCCGGCCAGGCUACGCAGGAGGAGUUCAUCGAACUCUAUGACGGUGGGGUGGGCAAUGUCAAGAUGCAGUACCUGAGCCUGGUCCUGUUCAACGGACACUACGACGACCGCUCCUAUGCAACCGUGGACUUGCAUGGCAAACGCACUGACCUCAAUGGCUACUUUGUGAUCGGUGCUCAGGAUACGGAAAGAGUGAAUCUCAAACUCAGGCCGAGAACCAGCGGGGGAUUCCUGCAAGAUGGGCCAGACGCCAUUGCCUUGUAUCGCGCCCCGAGCGGCGCCUUCCCACAGGGCACCCAGGCUACCUCCAGGAGUUUGGUGGAUGCCAUUGUUUACUCAACGGAGGACAACAGUCACAUCAGUCUGGUGGACAAGCUGCUUCCUGGCCGAUCUGUUGUCUUGGAGGACGCCAAUCAUGCGACGGGGGAUGAAACCAUCAACCGUUGCCACGGUAACCAGCGGCUCAGCCCUGAGGUGUUCAGCAUGGGCUUCCCGUCCCCAGGACGACCAAAUAACUGCAGCAGAUUCUCCAAUUCCAUCUACCCAGAUAUUGUUAUCAAUGAGGUCAACGUUGAGGCCAGUGGCGGGGCUGAGAGCGCUGGCGAGUUCAUUGAACUCACAGACAAAGGUCGAGGCAUGUCCUCAUUGGACGGUUUCCUACUGGUCCUGUUCAACGGAGCCAAUCAGGACCGGUCUUACUGGGAGAUGGAUCUCAGCGGACACAGGACCAACUUGAAUGGCUUCUUUGUUAUUGGAACAUCGAGUGUCAAGCCGACCCCCGACAUCUUGGUUCCAGAUGACUUCAUACAAAAUGGGCCUGAUGCUGUGGUUCUCUACCACACCCAGGCACGGCUCUUCCCCCGUGGAACCAUCGCAACCCCGCUGAACAUGGUGGACGUGAUCGUCUACCACACCGAGGCCUCCCUUACCGACGACAAGACUCUGUUGGACAAGCUAGCACCCGGUCAGAGAUCGGUCAUCGAAUACUCAGCCUACUCGGACAGAGACGAGUCUCUCUCGCGUUGUCUGAGUAACAACUCCAGGACGCUCUCCUCCUUCACGGUGUCGCAACCAACGCCAGGUCAACCUAACAUCUGCACCGGCAACCCAGUCAUCAUCAACGAGAUCAAACUCGACGGUGACUCGGUUGGGUUUGUUGAGCUGUAUGAUGGUGGGCAUGGCUCCACCCUCUUGGAUUCAUUAUCAGUGAAACUCUAUGACUCGGGAGGGUCAGGUGUAAGAACAUAUUCUGUCCAAUCUCUGAAUGGCAAAUCAACCAAUGGGAAUGGUUACUUUGUGUACGGCAAGCCCAGUGCAGAGUGGAAUGUUGAUCUGGAAAUUAGCACCAGUGACUUCUUGCACAGUGAUGUCUCCAGCGCUGUAGCCCUUUAUAAAGAUAACGAUCAGACCUCAGCGGCUGUCCUGCUUGAUGCCGUGGUGUACGGAGUCGAGAACCCCUCCAGCAUGGCUGUCCUGGAUCUGUUGACCCCGGGACAGCCCCAGGUCCAAGUCAGUCCCGACUUCGGCCGGGGAGAUGCGAGCAUCAGUCGCUGUGCUUGCUGCGUGCCGCUGGCCAGCGUGGCGUUUGCCCUGACCACGCCCACUCCUGGCCAGGAGAACCGGUGUCUGGUGGGCACCAGCGCCUCAACACCCAGCAAUGUCAUCAUCAGCGAGGUCAGUCCCCGGAACGGAGGAGCAGAGUCAGGGGAGUAUGUGGAGCUGAGGGGACCUCCUGGUGCCCACUUGGAUGCUUUCACUUUGGUGCUGUCUUCCUCGUCCAAAACGGGCCCAGUCUAUUACUACUCCCUCCCACUCACUCGGCGAGUCAUCCCAUCCGACGGCAUUUUUGUAAUCGGAUCUGGCAGCGUCAGCCCGCCCGUGGACGCACUCUUCCCACAGUCGGAAGAGGCUGUUAUCAGGCCGGGUGAGGGCGCUGUCAGCAUCUAUCGCAACUCUGACAGUCAGUUCAUCCAGGGCACCCCAGUGACGAGCGCAGGCCUGGUGGACGCGGUAGUAUUCACCAACGUCACUGAAGGGUCUUCAUCGGAGCUGAGUUCCAUUCUGGGCUUUGCCAGCAUCUACGCCAGAAACUUCAGUGCGGUGGCGGACAUUUCUGCACCCUCCAUAUCGCGCUGUGCAUGCUGCAACACCCAAGACCCAUCGGCCUUCACCCUCUCGGCCCGCACUCCCGGCGAGACCAACCGCUGCCCGAGGAGGGCCUUCAAACAGACGAUACAGAUGCACAUUCUGGAUGCAGCCUACGAAGUAUGGGUCACCAACCCACGGUUCACCGAUGACCUGAGGAGGCAGAUUGUUGCUGGGGUCAGUGCAGAGUGCAAGUGUAGUUUCAACGAGAACUACCUCAAAGACGAGAAGCUUCUCAACGGCAGUGUUUACUAUCAGGCAGACAUGUUGGCUCUGAGCAAGGCCCAUUCCAAGCUCCUCCUUGACAGCUAUAUUCAUUUUGUUGGCAAGGCAAAUCAGAUGAAUAUCUUGGGCAUGGAUUUCCACAUUGACAAGAAGUGCUUCUCUGAUUGCCUGUCGGGCGGUGGGAACUCCUCCAAAAGAGAGAAGCAGAAACACCAAGAUGUCAGUGCAGCUGUUCCUGUGGCCGUUGUCAUCAUUGUCAUUGUCACCAUUGCUGUAGUGGCCGUCAUGCUUUACAUCUUGUACCGGCGUCGCCAAGGAGGUCUAUCCUUCAUGAAGAAUCGAGGCAGCGGUGGGGAUGGGAGUGUGGCGGGGGAUUUCCGCGUGACCAGCAGCCGGGCCCUGAACGACCUGGAUGUCUUGGGCACGACGUCCGACAAUCACAACCCCACCGAUUUCUUUGCCAACCCCGUGUACAUGUAUGAGCCUCCCAGGGCGGUUACCCCUCAGCCUGGCCCACCGGCGAAGGCAGAGCCGAAGGUGGAAUCUGAUAGGCUGGCCAAGGAUGAAGGGUCUUCCCAGGCUAAUGGAGAGAGUGCAACAGUUGCCAGUGGUUUGUGAGUCUCGACCUAAAAGUGCCCAGCCCAUGAAACAUCGCAGUUCCUUUUUGUCAUUCAUAAGGGUUCAGUAAUUGUUCAUGGACUUGAUAAACAAAAAUGCAUGUGUAAUCCUGUGAGUUAUGUAACUGAUUAACAGAGUAAUUCAGUUAUAUUUUGUAAACCCAAAGUUGUUCUUAGUACGGACAAAUUUGACAUUAUGCAGUUCCUGUUGGCUUUCUGAAGGGUUGAUGGACUGAUUAUUGUUUGUACCAGUCUAAUUUCUUGUAAUGCAUGUUGCCACUUACAUGUACAAAUUUAGUCUCAACUCCAACUUUCCCCAAGGUGACUGCCAUGCUGCCUGUAGGGGCAGUAGGCUUUACUUUGUCUGACUUUGGAAAAUCCUUUUGCAAUCCGUAAUAUGGAAUUUCAGGCUAUUCAUGGGGAAAGACAGCAAUAGGUGGAAAGGCUUGCGGUAGCACCAUGAGAAAAAAGAACCGGGAGUAUUACUCAGUGUUUCGGACUGCGUGCUCAGUCUGUCGUCAGAACAAAUAGUUCACGUUUAUUACCAGCAAGUAUUUGGGUGUCUCUUAGUCUUCUGCCAGUCCAUAAUAGAUGACUCUUUAGGUUCAGCAGAUGUAUAUGAAAGCAUAGAUCUUCAUCUAAUCUGGCACCCAAUAUUCAAUGUCAGAAGAAUUUGGGGCAUAUAUAUACAACCUUCAAAUGAUGCUUUGCUAAGCGCAGCUUACUAACUCUUCCAGUGGUUGAGCACCUUGGAGUGAGGGACUGGGUUUGAAGCAUCAAACACGAUUUACAUAAACUGAACUCCUGACCCCAUGUUGAACCACACCUACCUCAUCCCUUAUGACUUUGUCAGUCCAUACCACUUAGUUUUGAGGGGGGUUUGACUUCCUCAGUCCCUCGGACUGGGCGGCAAUGGUCAAGCGAACACACCCCUCCCUGCACCCUGCCAUAGGUUUAUGCACGUUUCUUCCCUACGCUGCAAAUGGAUUCUGCAAGCUCUAUCUUGUUUACAAGUAAACCUGGAUGGGUUGCAGCUGUAUGGCACUGACGGUGUUGUGACUCGCUGUCUACAGGGGGAUUUUCAUUCCUUUUUAUGUAACCACAAGCCGUCUGAACAGUGUCACAGCUGGCUGAGAUUAGCCUACUUGGGGGCGGGGCCUUUGGAAGGAUGAAUGACAGAAUGAAUUAAUUAAUGGAGGGAGGGAUGAAGGAAUGCAAUUCAACAAGGUGCCUUAUCUAUAGACAGAAUACACACCAUUUUGUGACGAGGUUACUGCUUGUAAACAAUUUCAAAAUAUGUCUUUUGCCUGUGUUUGUGUCAUCCUACAUGCUAUCAAGUAAUAGCAAUAUCCCCAAAACCCCCUCUUCGGAGAGAUCAUUAUUUUAUUUUAGGGCCAAGCCAACAAAUUGCCUACAGAGACCUGUGUGUGCAUGAUCAUGUGUUGUCAAGCUGAGCUGUACGAGAUAACCCCCACUUGCUUGUAAAGUACAUCGUAGCUGAACAAUUUAUUUUAAUAACAGUGCAUUUGAUUACUUCCCCCGUGCUCACUCAUGCAACGGUGUCCGAUGUGACGCUCAAGUGACUUCUCCUGUUUACUUGGGCAUGGUCCAGUUACUUUGGAAAGUAUCCACAAUGCAGCGCAAACGAAUAUUGCUACAACAUGGUGGCUGUGUCAAACAGUUCAGAAGAUAAUUGAUGAUGCAUGUUGCGGCAGUUUGGCUCAAGUCACUUAAGUUUUGUAAUAGAAAGGUCUGACAGGUGUGUGUGAAUGUCCAAUGGCUUUCCACCAUUCAAAUUCGUUUUGAAAGUUUGUCUGGUCAGGGCACAUUACUUCUCACCAGAUCAGUUGUUCAUCACAUAUAGGGCAUGCCCAUGUUAACCUGUGAUAAUUCCAUGAAUGGGUCAUUCUAUAAAUUCAGGGUCCAAAAGUGUAACAUUUUAGUGUCCGUGUUACUCCUGACCUCUGUAAUUGUAAUGGUAAUAUCGCUGGAAUUGAUUUCAAACUAUUUCUAUUUGUUUGGCAGGUAAUUUGCAUUCAUUCAUAACUCUUGGAAAUUAGAAAUUGUGUUCUGAACUUACAAAAUCAUAUGUCAGAUGUGACAGGAACUUGAAAAUUAAUAAUCUCUAAUUAACAGAAAAACCGGAACGGCACAAUAAGUAACAUUUUUGCAAACUCUGUGGUUCAAGCAGACUAUACCCAUGUGCCCAUUUUUUCAUAAACCUCUCUAAAAUGUUAACUUUACACAUCUGAAAGCCAGGAGGAUGACCCAGGCAAUGUUACCAGUGAUUGACUAUUAACGGUGAGGUGGUAAUUUUUUUUUGAAAUUGAUACCAAUGAACGUUUUGCUCAGCAGAAUACAUUGGGAAUAGAAUUAUGUUAAAUCAUGUUUAAUAAUGUUCGGAGGCAUUUACUCCCUUUUUACCUCAAACUUCUGAGAUCUUCUCUGCCCUCUCUAAACCAACAGGCACUCUGCCCAAUCAAAAGAGGUUGAGAGUUUAUUUUGUGUUCAUGCAAUACCCCCCCAAAAAAACCAAAGAACCUGGACUUCUAGCACAACAGAUAAAUAUCUCCAUAUUUUCAUUGUUCACUGAGGAAGUGGCACCUUGAAUUCUGUCUGUAGCACAGUGUGGUUGUAUGUCAUCCACUUCAAACUUUGAAUGGGAGCAUUUUAAAAAAACAACAAUGUCCAUGGGCAACAAGUAGAAAUGGGUAAAAAAUGCCUGUUGCCUCUUGUUAGGGUUCCAUGAUUGAGUAUGCAAAAGAAUAUUCAUUGAUGUAUGGUUAAAAAAAUCCCUACUUUUGAAUAAUGUACAUUUUAGAUACUUACUUUUAGAUACAUUAUAUUUGUUAUCAAUGUAACGAAAGAGAUUUUACCGUUUAGAGUAAGUUGUAGGUUUAUAAUGUAGUCAGACUUGUAUAGUGAGAUUUAUAAGAGGCAGGAACACCUGUAACAAAUUUGAGUACUGCACUGUUUAUGCCUAAUAUCGCCCUUUGAGGAACCGCGAAAUAGCAUUCGUAUAACCCCGUAUUCAUGCUUGUUAGUGAGUUAUUGAAAAUAGUUUAGAAUUAACUGCUUAUUGUAAAUAGGAAUGCAGGGCUGCAGAAAUGUUCUACCAAAAUCACUUUUACACCACUAGGAAGAAAGGUAGCACUAUUUUUCUAUGUUUAGACAAUCAUUUGUAGCGUUUGCAUUUUAUAGAAAUUUUAUAUUUUUUAUAUGAAAAUUUUACAUGUGAAUCUGUUUUUCACAGCCAAUUAUUCUUCAUGCUAAGUGGGGUGUCGUACUUGGAAGGUACCAAUACUGUACUUUGAAUUAUAUUCAAGUUUUUUUUCCCAGUAAGUUCAAACUAAGCAGUACUGUAAUGUAAGUAUUGGUAGUAAUAAAAGAUGCAUCAUAUAGAUAGGAGUAUUUCUUGGAAUAUAAAUGCAUCUGGCUUAUAAUUGAUAUUUUGGUCCCCUGAAAGACAGUGCCUUGAAAGAUGUGUUUAAAAAUAUCCCCUAUGCCUGCUCAUUUUUCACUGUAAAAAACAUCCAUAUUCACCUGAUUCAUACUGUACCCGGCUUUGGAAAUUGUUUAUAUGCCUGCAUACAAGCUUGAAAAUAAUGAAAAGUAUAGAUUUUUAGUUUUCUUAUCUUGUAUAUAUUUCCCCAUUUUAAUCAUUUUCAUAAAGGAAAUGUUGGCAUGUUUUAAAUUUAUAGCGUCAAAACUUUCUCUUGAAGUUGCCCAUAUCGUGCAGGCGAUUGGACAUCUGUGAGUACAUGUAGAAGUUAGGAAAUAGAGAAAGUUACAAAACAAAUAGGAACUUAUGGCGGAAGUUUGUCAUCCAAUAAGGAAGACAUUUGCCAAGGCAAAUAAUGAGGUACUUUAGGAACUUCAAGGAGCUUAGGAAGGAGAGAGCAUACUUGAUACACGUAUACUUUUUUUGACAGAUUUCUUUUAUUUGUUUCGUUUAGCCUCGGCUGUUUAGUCAGCAAGAGUAUUGCUAAUUUUGUAACAGUUAUUUUUAAUUUUACAUUGGUGUCUUUCUUGAAUCUUUAUGAAAUGUAUCGAAUUAUACACCGUAAGCCGUAAGAAAAAAACAGAAAUAAAAGAAAUGUUAGUAUUCGUGUUUUUAUAGGGAA
Acanthaster planci (crown-of-thorns starfish) is the source of this 11507-nucleotide messenger RNA. RefSeq lists its product as uncharacterized. The record is from RefSeq and is a predicted model, not a curated record. Lineage: Eukaryota; Metazoa; Echinodermata; Asteroidea; Valvatida; Acanthasteridae.